Molecule: messenger RNA, 1359 nt
Organism: Stegostoma tigrinum
Lineage: Eukaryota; Metazoa; Chordata; Chondrichthyes; Orectolobiformes; Stegostomatidae
Product: zona pellucida sperm-binding protein 3-like
Exons: 12
Coding region: 1-1359 (452 amino acids)
Biological process (GO): binding of sperm to zona pellucida; egg coat formation; positive regulation of acrosome reaction
Cellular component (GO): extracellular matrix
Molecular function (GO): acrosin binding
Source: RefSeq, a predicted model, not a curated record
AUGGCGUUUGGCACGCUGGGAUUCGCCAAUGAGGGCAAUGAGCAUCUAAGGAGCAAUCCGAUUAAAUUGGAAAAGGGGGCCAUCACCAUGAGGACUUGUGCAGCAGAAUGCAGUCAGGUGACAGCAUGGCAACUCCCAGCCAUUCCUAUUGGUCCAAAUGAAAUGGGCCCUUCUGACUGUGAUGGUGCAGUGUGGAGAGCAGAAGCUGCAGGUCAGGGCCCAGUUGGAUUUAUUUGGAACCAGGCACCUAUUAAUGCUGCUGACCUGACCCUGGGGACAGCAGGCUGUCAGCCAACCAGGGUCUACCCUGAGAACCACACUGUCCUCUUUGACUAUGGCCUGCAUGAGUGUGGCAGCAGAUUGCAGAUGACUGGAGACUUCCUGAUCUAUACCACCCAUCUGACCCACAUCCCAAACUAUCCUGGGUCUGUCAUUGUGAGAACCAAUGGAGCUGUCUUUCCCAUUGUGUGUCGUUAUUUGAGGACGGGCAAUGUGAGCAGUGACCCCAUCAAGCCCACCUGGAUCCCAUUCAGCUCCACCAGGUCUGGAGAAGGGCAUCUGUCAUUCUCCCUGCGUCUAAUGAAUGGUGACUGGCUUACAGAGCGCACUUCCACUGUCUACUCCCUGGGAGACCUCAUUCACAUUGAGGCAUCUGUUUCAAUGGACAACCACAUGCCCCUGAAGCUGUACAUUGACCGCUGUGUAGCUACACUGAGCCCAGACAAGGACUCCAGCCCCAGAUACAGCAUCAUUGACUACAAUGGUUGCCUCGUGGACAGCAAAGCUGAGGACUCCUUUUCAACCUUUGUGUUGCCGAGAGACCAGCGGGAGCCGGACAAGCUCAGGUUUGACCUGGAUGCCUUCUGCUUCUAUGGAGAUGAACAAUCCUUGAUGUUCAUCACCUGUCACCUGAAAGUUGUUGCGGUGGAUCAGGGAGAUUCCAGGAACAAAGCUUGUACUUUCCAGAAGCUGCACAAGAUCUGGAGCCCACUGGAGGAAUCAACCAGUGACAUUUGUGCCUGUUGCCAUGUGGGGAACUGUGGUAGCACAAGGGAGAUCAUCUUCUCCUCCAGAGGAAGGAGAGACCUUGGACCUGAAGCUGAGAGUGAAGGUGGAUUGAAGUGGGAGGGUGAGGCCUCGCUUGGCCCCCUGCUCAUUCUGGAUCCUGAGCUGACCAGCCUGGCAACUGAGCCCCUGACUGAGGAUGAGCAAAGGAUGCAGGAGAUGUCUCCAGGCGGUGUGCAGUCUGAGCUGGUUGUGAUGCUGUCCCUGACAGUGACAGCUGUCUCCCUGAUCUCUGCUUCGUUGAUGGCCUUGUUCCUGUACAGGAAGCACCAGCAAACUCUACUCAACUAUUGA